This is a messenger RNA of Cuculus canorus (common cuckoo), 2346 nucleotides long. It is a transcript of the gene RHBDD2, whose product is annotated as rhomboid domain containing 2. The transcript is spliced from 4 exons. The record is from RefSeq and is a predicted model, not a curated record. Gene Ontology annotation, cellular component: membrane. NCBI's taxonomy places the organism in Eukaryota, Metazoa, Chordata, Aves, Cuculiformes, Cuculidae. Bases 29 to 1153 code for a protein of 374 amino acids. Gene Ontology annotation, molecular function: serine-type endopeptidase activity.
GGGGCCGGAAACGGAAGCGCGGGGCAGCAUGGUGGCGCGGGGGAGUUUUCCGCCGGCUGCUACGGCCUUGAUGCUGGUGCUGUCGCUCGGCGCCUCCGCUCCCGCCGUGCUGCGGGCAGAGCCCCCCGCCUCGCUGCGGCUUGGCGCCCUCCGCGCGGGGCAAGUUUUCAGGUUGGUCACCUACAUCUUUGUCUACGAAGACAUGGUAUCCCUGGCCUGUGGUGCUGUGAUCAUCUGGUACUUUGCUGGCAGCUUUGAGAGGAACGUCGGCACAGUGAAGCACUGCUUCCUCACCAUUGCCUUUGCUAUCCUCUCCGCCCUCCUGUACCUCUUACUUGGGAGCAUUGUCUCAAGGGUUUCAGAGGUGGAAGAUGCCAAAGGGUUCAUGCCGGUAGCUUUUGCUACAUUGGGAGUGUCCACCACACGCUCACGGAUGAAGAGGACUCUGGUUUUUGGGGUCAGAGUCCCAGUAGUGCUGGUGCCAUGGUUUAUGCUCUGUGGAGCGUGGUUUAUCCCCCACUCCUCUCUCCUGUGUAACCUGUGUGGGCUCGUAGUUGGGGAAGCCUAUGGUCUUGGCUACUGUUUCCACUUGGAUUUUCCAGAGUCAGUGGGCUCUAAGCUGGACCAGGUGUUCCCUUUCAGCCUGCUAAAGCGGAUUCCAGGGCUGAGAUACGUCCCAGGGUCUCUAGCAGAGAGAAGAGCCUUCGAAAGCAGCAAGAUUAACCCUAUGCCAGGCACCUACCCCACCCAAAGCUAUGGCUAUUCUUCGUCUCCAGUGCUUCCUGCUUUCCAGAUGCAGCACCCCAGUGCCCAGAGCCAAGGGUUUCAACACAGCUGCGUUCCGGGACAUGGCCACACUCUGGGACACGAGGGAUCUCAGCACGGCCACGCUGCAGGACACAGACUCCCUCCUUCUUCCCCCUGCCAAGCCAGAGUUGCCUUCGGAGAGCGUUACAUGCAGGCCCACGCUGGAGCCUCGCCAGGACAGUGCUGCCAGCAGGGCACGUUCUCUCUCCCGCAGCACAUGUGCCCAGCUGAGCCACAAACACACACAGGUGUGGGGACCCUGGCUGGGGUUCAGCAAGCAUCAGGGUAUCCUGCAGCCAUGGUGGCUCCUGUUUCAGCUGAGAUUUCCAGAGUGCAGCUGUACUGAUCCUCCAGGAAGCAGGGAAACUCGUGCUGUGGCAGGAUCAUUGUGUGAUGCUCACAGAGCCGUGCGCUGCUGGUGUCUCUGCUGUACCUGGGGUGGGAUUGGUGAGUAGCUCCCAUGAAGGCCAUUCCCCCACUCCCUGGCAUUUCCUUUACAAUUGGGUUUUUUUUUUACUUUUUUAUAUUGUUGGGGUGGGGACUGCAGAGCAGGGUGCGUACAGAGCAGGGGACUGUAGCGCUCGGUGCCUGUGGCUGUAAUGGAGGAGUUUCGUUGAGUUGAUGGGACUCAAAAUUUUUUAUUUCCAGCUGUGUAGCUGCCUAACUGAGCCAUGUCCAGAAGGAACCUUCUGUCUCUGUGUCUGUAAAUCAGCUGAGUGUUUUGUUGUGUUCAAAAAAAAAGUUGCUAUGUGCCAUGACUGCUCUUGGAGAUGGUCCUGUGUUCCUAACAUGUCCUGAGAAACCAUGACAGCCUCAGGGCUCUUCCGUGCUGUCAGUGAGCCAGGGUUGCAGGCAGCAUUGUCAGCUGUGUGCUCCAAAGCACCUAUGUGCCUCUUCGUUUUCCCCUCCCUGCAGUGUCUGCAGGUGCCUGGUGUUGACGUACAGCCGCUCACUCCUCCGGCAGCGCCUCUGGGAUGGCUGCUGCAGUUCAGUGGGGCCUCACCAGGGCGUGCUUGGGGGAGACGAGAGUGAGCGUGGAGGACUUAGACCUCAGGCAUAUGGGUAAGCAACUCUGAGGCAGGGAAUACCCCUGGCCAGGGAAUUCUGGAGGAGGAUGCAGCUGUUUGGAAACCAGCCUGGAGUUGAUGGAAUGCCUGGAGUUGGUGGUCUGCUCCAUCUCAUCUGUGAUCAUUUCACUCAUCUGUGGGAUCACAAAUGGUCUUUGCUUCAUGGUCCUGUUUUCCUGGCCUGCUAAUAGCAGUUGCAUUGUUAUGUGUUUAGUGUGGGAUGAGAGCAGGAUAACUUGUUUGGAACUUGAAAGAGAGUUUCUGAUGCCAAGAAUGAAAUGUAGAGAUAACACUGAAAUGUGGAUACUCCACUCUCAUUAGAGUGCCUUGAUUUUCCUCCUUGUGAGGUCCUUGCCUGUAAACCUUGGAAUCAACCGCUCUUUUUUCCAGAAAUGUGCGGAAGGGUGUUGUAGGCUAGCAGCAAUCACAAAUGUUGUUUACCUCCCAAUUGUAAACUUGAAAUACAGUCUGA